Erigeron canadensis is the source of this 1151-nucleotide messenger RNA. Its product is annotated as zinc finger AN1 and C2H2 domain-containing stress-associated protein 13-like. The coding region runs from base 167 to 1006 and encodes 279 amino acids. The transcript has 2 exons. The record is from RefSeq and is a predicted model, not a curated record. NCBI's taxonomy places the organism in Eukaryota, Viridiplantae, Streptophyta, Magnoliopsida, Asterales, Asteraceae. Gene Ontology annotation, cellular component: cytoplasm. Gene Ontology annotation, molecular function: zinc ion binding.
UGAAACUUUCGAUUCCGCGUGAACGACAUUUGAUCGUGGAAAUCGAAAGUUUCAAUCUUUAUCAAAUUCCCAUAUCUAAAAUUUUAUAAUCAUCAACACCCACAAAAACAAAUCAAAAUUUUUUAGUUAUAUCUUAUUUAAUAAUUGUUAGAAGAAAACUUAAGUAAUGGGAACACCGGCUUUUCCAAAUCUUGGAAAACAUUGUAGUGUUGAUGAUUGCAAACUCAUUGAUUUCCUUCCUUUUACUUGUGAUUGUUGCAACAAGGUAUUUUGUCUAGAACAUCGGAGUUACACUACACACAAAUGUCCAAACGCCAACAAGAAUGAUCGCACUGUAGUCAUCUGCCCGCUCUGCGCAAAAGGAGUUCAUUUAGUCCCCGAACAAGACCCAAACAUAACAUGGGAAUCUCAUGUUAACACAGAUUGUGAUCCAUCAAACUAUGAAAAAGUCACCAAGAAAAAGAAAUGCCCUGUACGUGGUUGUAGAGAAAUCCUAACAUUUUCCAACACAAUCCAAUGCCGUGAUUGUACUAUUGAUCACUGCUUGAAACACCGGUUAGGACUUGACCAUAGUUGCCCUGGACCCAAAAUGUCCGAGCCCACAUUUUCAUUUUGGGGGUUCUCAAAUAGCCAAAAACAAAAUACGCCACAAACACGAACCACCACGGGUCCUGUAUCCUCCUCCUCGUCAUCAUCAAGCUGGAGUACAAGUUUAAUCAAUGCAGUUUCAUCCCUUGUGCUCAGUGAUGAUAGAAAUAGUGAAGUGGGUCGUAAGGGUGGUUCUAGCGGAGGGGGUGCAGGUGGCCAAGUGGAACAAUGUCCAAUAUGUAAUAUGAAAUUUUCUAAGGUUGCAGCAUUGAUAGAUCAUGUGCAGAUGAUUCAUGAAAAGAAGGGUUUGAUGAAGGUAACUGUUGAUGUAUGUCCAAAGUGUAGCAAAGGGUUUCGGGAUCCGGUGGCGUUAGUGGAGCAUGUUGAAAGAGAACAUAGAGGUAUAUCUAAAGCUUAAAAGAAAGAGUCAUCUGUGCUAUUUAAUCGCGUUGUAACACCCAUGUUUCUAUUCCAUUCUUUUAAAUUAAAAAAAUUGCGAUCACAGUGAUUGGUAAAUUGAACCCAGGUUUUAAAAUUCAAUGUAAACAAUAUUGUUUUGUAAA